Myiozetetes cayanensis is the source of this 6527-nucleotide messenger RNA. RefSeq names its product scaffold protein involved in DNA repair (gene SPIDR). The transcript has 17 exons. Gene Ontology annotation, cellular component: nucleoplasm; nuclear chromosome. Gene Ontology annotation, biological process: double-strand break repair via homologous recombination; regulation of establishment of protein localization to chromosome. Lineage: Eukaryota; Metazoa; Chordata; Aves; Passeriformes; Tyrannidae. The record is from RefSeq and is a predicted model, not a curated record. Bases 39 to 2588 code for a protein of 849 amino acids.
GCCACGUGACAGGGUCCGCGGCCGGGGCGGCCGGGGCGAUGCCCGGCGGGAAGCGUAAGAGACUUUGGAAUGCAGAAUGCACACCCUUCCCAGAUGAGACGCCCCUAUGUCCGAAAAAAUCAAAUGUCAGGACAUCACUGGCCGCUACUUCGAUUUCCAAUGCGUGGCUUAGGUGUGGGGAUGGUUUUCAGAGCACUUCAAUGCUGGAGCACCAGAGACCUACUAAUAAGAAAUCCAGGAUUAAGAAGCAUCUUGGACCACUGUUAACAUCUGCUGAAAGUGCAGCAAAGGCUGGUGCUGCUGCUGAAAACUCUAGGGAAGCUGAGGACAUAAUAUGGACCUCUAGUGGCAGUGAUUUUUCAGACAAUGAAAAUAAAACAUUGAUUCCAAGGUUGCACAGCAAAAAAAAUCACGCUUCCAAAACAGAGGAAUCGCCUAGCAGACAUGAUUUAUUGUUGGAGGACAAAAGCAGUGAAGAUGAAUUGGAGUUCAUCGACUGGGAGAACGAUAGUGAUUCUACCAAUAAGUGCGAUGGAUCAGAAAAAGAUGACAGCUUACUAGAGAUAUCAGACUCGGACUCUUGCACAAAUAUUAAUUCCCUGCCUGUUAGAGAAGAGAAUGAUGAGCUUUGUAAGACAACUUCGACAGAAAUAUCUGAGUAUUCAUCCGAUAACGACAGCGUGGGAGAAGGAGAAACGAGCCUGGCGACCCCUACUCCGGGAUCCACUAAGAGGUUACAGCCGAGGUCGGGAGCGGACACGGGGGAUGCUACAGCCCGACCAGCCAGCGAGUGGCUGAGGUCUGCGCAGGCCCUUCUCCGCACCCCCGGGAAGCAGGCGGGCAAGGCUUCCCGAGGCCCGUCCGAGUCUGCCAAAAAGAGGAAGCUACUGAGGGGUGGGCUAGCUGAGAGGUUAUGUCGGCUGCAGAACAGAGAAAGAUCUGCCAUUAGCUUUUGGAGGCACCAGUGUAUUUCAGAUGCAAAAAUCCCCUCAGAUAAAUCUGGUGUCUUAAUUGUGAAGAUCUUAGAAAUAUUUGAGGAGUGUACAAUACAAGUUGCCAUCUGCCAGCAGCUGGAAGAGUCUCCUGCUACGCUUUCACCCGAGGAUGCUGUCAUCAGUGCAGAAGAACCGAUACUCAAAGUCCUCUUUACGAGAGAGACAGCAGCUCACCUCAAGAGCGGACCACAGGAUGUCAUCCACAUCUAUCCCCCAUGGCAAAAAUUGGUUCUCAGAAAUGCAGAUGUUCCUGUUAUCAUGAAUACCUACUUCAGUCAGAAGGUGCUACUCAGUGAAUAUUCAGAAGCCAGAGAGAAGACAUGUGGUCUUACAAAGAUGCUUAUCAGGAAGAAUAUUAUAUCUUUGGCACAGACCUUCAGACUAGAUGACCUUGGUGAUGAGUUACACCAGGAAUCUUCAGAUAAUCGGGUUGCUUGUGCUCCACAAAUCCAUAACAACUGUGAUUUGAAACGGCAUCCCUUAGCACGGAGUGCUGUUAAUGAUUCUCUACUUGAAAUGGUGGAAAGCCAGGGAGCAGUGGGAUGGAGAGAAGCAGAGGUACAAGUUGUUAUCCAGAGGGUGUACUGUUUGCCUGCAAGACAAGGUUACAGAAGCCACAUUCAAGGAAACAAGCCUCUUUGUGCAACACCCGUCAUGAAUACAGAUCCACCAAAUGUUAGGUUAUGCCUCCUUGUCCAGGAUGCCUAUGGCAUGUUCAGUGAAGUGCAGCUGCAGUCCCUGAGUUCCACAGAUGACAUUGAACAGUACUGCAGGAGGUGGGAAGGAAAAUUCUGCUGCUUAGCUGGAAUGAAAAUUUUACAGAGAACCACAAGAGGAAGGGCAUUAGGACUUUUUAGUCUGAUAGACAGUCUGUGGCCUCCAGUAGUGCCUGUAAAAGUUCCCGGACAAAGUCAAGACGCUGAAAUGAUGACAACUAAUCUUCCUCCUCCCAGCUUCUGUUAUAUUCUUACUGUUCAGUCUGGUGAAGUACAUGUGGAAGUGGAUGAGGAAGAACAGAUUUCUAAUUUGUACCAGCCACCAGCUGUUCAUGGUCUAAAGGAAAUUCUUCGGAUCGAUGGUUCUAACAAGCGUUGUAGCUUUGGGGCGCAAGUGCUCUAUCUAAGGCUGCAGACAAAACACAGUGUUCCUGUAAAUCAAAGAGAGAUUUUGUUGUUUGUGACUGACUCCACAUUGCAAGAUGCGGUUCAUGUGAUUCCAAAAGUUGUUGCUGUGGCAGUCACUGCAUCAUGUGUUCUCAGUACGGAAAUCACAGAAGCCCUCAGUGUUGCCUCGCGACUUGUCUUCUUCAAGGAUGCACUGUGGGGAAAUGGUAGGAUUAUUUGUGUUGAACGUACUGUUCUCUUAUUACAAAAGCCUCUUUUGUGCUCGGCUGCCGGUGCUGACCUCAGUGAGCUGACUGGCCCUGUCAGACUCGAUGAGCUGGAUUCUACAACACAGGCCAACUCCAUUUGUGCUCUAAGAGAUGGAAGAAUGACAAAAGGAGAAACUAAUCCUACAACUUUGUCUUGUUUAAUCUGGAAUUUUUGCAGUUAUCACUAUGUUCCCACACCUGGAUACCAACAUAGAAUAUAAAGUAUCUUCUUUAUACCUAUGCUACUGCAAUAUAUAUAGACAAUAACCCUCACUUUUAUGUGUAACUGGAAUAACUUAAUAGCAUUUAAGAGAUAUUGUCACUGUUUUGGAUUUCAAUUAGUUAGUGCCUACAUUUUCCUGAUGAAGUAGUGAAACUAAUAGCAUUAGUUUCCCUAAUUAGCAUUAGCACCCUACUUUUCUGGUGGGAGAUUAUGCAUUUGAGGGGGUAAUGCAUGGAGGAAAAUGUAUCAUCUCUAAAAUUCAGUCACUGUCCCUGUCUGUUAACUCAGAGAGUUGUUAAUCUGGCUUUCAAUGCGAAGUAGUCUUACUUCAUUCACUGUUUUCCUUUGUGCGUCCUUUUACUUCCUGUACUUUCGGUCACCUACAUGUGCUGUACAUAGGCAUCCUCCCACCUAACACUUAAAGAAGCUGCACAGGCUUUACUCUACCCCUUCUUGAAGGAGUGUGCUUUCCUGUUCCUUUGAAAGGAACCUCUGAAGUUCCUCCAGUUCAAGCUCCUGCUUAAAUCUGGGCCCUGAGAAACUUGGUACAACUCUGGACUGGAUGAAACUUAAGAGGUUCCUCCCCCAUCAAAUGUUGCAGAUCCAAUGGGUUUGUCAGAAAUCCUUGUUUCGGGGAAGUCCAGUCAUACCAGCUCUGGGAUGGAAUGUGUUGCUCUUCAACAGAUGAGUAAAAACCUGUGAUUGUUUUCUAAUAAAAAGUUUAUUCUUCUUUGCAAGAUGAAUCUGUGGUUUUCAUCUGUGAGCUCAGGGUUAAUAGAUUUAUUUUCUUAUCACUGUGCAUCGGAAUGUAAUUUCCAACCUCUUUUUUUUCUGUAUAGUAGCAGUCAGGCUGACUUAAAUGUUGGCAGUUCAUACUGCACAAAAUUGUUUUUCCUCUUAAUCAUGCUUAUGAGCAAAUUCUAGUUAGUCCAUACCACAUAUGAUAUGUGGGAAUAUUAUUUGAUUAAUGACAUUUACCUAGUAUAUGACUCACCACCAGUGAUUGAAUUUUGACGUUGGAUAUUUUCAUAUUUAAGUCUUUACUCAGGGGUGUGGUUUUUUCAGUUUUCCUCUUAAUAUACCUAGGUUUCUCUUUUUGAUGGAACUUUUCCCCUUCCUGUUCCAUUGACCUGGGUAACUGAUUGGGAAAAAAACACUCAAAACCAAAUACAUUGAUUUUUGAAUGUUUCGACCAGAGUGUUACUUUGCAUUCCACACGAGAGACCUGUUUUGUCAGGUAUUGUCCUGUUCUCAGUCUCUUCUUAAUGAUGUCAGCCACAACCCGUAAAAAUAGCAAAUGGGUGAAAAUCUCAUUUUGGCUGUGUGCAUCUCCAUUUAAAAGAAGGAUCUUGGGAAAAUAUACAAAAGGUUUGUGAGUCUUGACAAAGAUGUGCAGCAAUUCAGUAGCUUAAACUUGAGAAAUCACUUUGCAUACAGGAUACCCAAGACUGUCACUAGAUUAUUAUGCGUGUUGCUGGUUUGAGUUGGUCUGUCUUCAGUGAUCUCUGGUGGUUUUGUCAAGGGAACUCUACAUUGUCAUCAAAAUAAACCACUGUACAGUUUGUAUCACUAUGAUCCUGAUUUAUUUUCUUCAAGUGUACUUGCAUUACUUGUGCAUUGGCAUCCUGCAGUUGCAGUAUGGCACACAGUUGGGGGAAAGCAAAAAGACUUAGAAACACAUCUGUCAGAAAAGGGGACUUGUUUUUAAAAUGAUUUUUUAAUUAAGAAGGUAACAUAUUCAGCAAACCAGUUAGUAGCUUUUCUUUUUGAUGAACAAGAAUCAUAGAAUCAUGGAACCACUUAGAUUGAAAAGGAUAUUUAAGAUCAAGUCCAACCAUUAACCCAUUACUGCCGAAUCAAGCACUUAAACCGUGCCCCCAAGUGUCACAUCUGCACGUCUUUUAAAUAUCUCCAGAGGUGGUGACUCCAUCACUUCCCUGGGCAGCUGUUCCAUUGCUUGACCACCCUUUCAGUGAAGAAAUUCUUCCUAACAGCCAAUCUAAACCUCCUGUGGCACAGCCAUUCCCUCUCAUCCUGUCACUUGUUACCUGGAAGAAGAGGUUGACCCCCUGCCUGGCAAGAACCUCCUUUCAGGCAGUUGUAAAGAGCAAGAAGGUCCCCCUGAGCCUCCUUUUCUCCAGGCUAAAACAACCCUAGCUUCCCUUCACCAGCUUCAUUGCCCUUCUCUGGACACUCUCCAGCACCUCAAUGUCCCUCUUGUAGUGAGGGGCCCAAAACUGAACAUGGUACUCAAGGUGCAGCCCCAUCAUUGCCCAGUACAGAGGGACAAUCUCUGCUCUGGUCCUGCUGGCCACACUGUUUCUGAUGCAGGCCAGGAUGCCAUUGGCUUUCUUGGCCGCCUGGGCACACUGCUGGCUCAUGUUCAGCCACUAUUGACCAGCACCCCAAAGUCCUUUUCCACUGGGCAGCUUUCCAGCCACUCUACUCCCAGCCUGUAGCACUGACUGGGGCUGUUGUGACCCAAGUGCACGGCCUGACACUUUGGCAUGUUGAACCUCAUACCACUGGCCUUGGCCCAUGGAUGCAGCCUGUCCAGAUCCCUCUGCAGAGCCUUCCUGCCCUCCAGCAGAUCAACACUCCCACCCAACUUGGUGUUGUCUGGGAACUGACUGAGGGUGCACUCAAUCCCCUCAUCUAAGUCAUUGAUAAAGAUAUUAAACAGGACUGGCCCCAGCUGAGCCCUGGGGAACACCACUUGUGACUGGCCAUUCAGCAUUCAUGUCAUUCAAAGAUAAACAUUUGCCCAUGCUGUGGCAGAAAGCCUAUCUUGUAGUAGCAAGUGCUGAUGGAAACUCCAAACUUCUCACAAACACUGAAUAAUCAAAAUUAUUUCUGUAGGAGUCCAAGGGGUUAAAUAGAAUUGCUUAUUCUGUCAGUGUAAUGCAUGUUGCUUCAUUGUAUGCUUAGCAAUUGGGUCGUAAAUGUUGUAUUUGAGAGGCAACUUUCCAUAUCUUCAGACUCCUUGUCCUCUGAAUUCACAAAGAAAAUCUUACAGUUUUGUUGUGUAGGUGUAGCUCCCUCCUUGCUUCAGGAGAACCAGAAAAGUAAGGGAUUAACAGCCUGCUUUACAGUCCCGACGAUGUAAAUGCUUCACAGUCUACAAGGCUUUCUUCUUGAAUGUGGUAUAGAAUGUGAGAUUCUUGCUCAACAGGAGCUGGAUUUUUUAGUUUGUAGUUCUGUUGUAUUAGUGAGGCUUUAUUUUAGUGUAAUUUCAUUCUUACAGGUGAAUACUUAGAUGUAUUUUUCUCCAUAAAUAACUCUCAUAAUUUCAUCAUAUUGUUAGCAUAAAAUAUAAUACACUCUUUAUUGGCUUCUCAUAAAACCCUGAAUAUAUUUUUUCUUGCCAAAACUAGUGAGGCCCUUUUUAUUAGUCCAAAGUAUCUUUGGCAUUCCCUUCUUAGGCACACACUUAAGUCUCUGAGCCAGAUCUAAUCUCUCUUAAAUCAGUAUAAAUGGAGAAUAACUCCAUUGUUAGUGGAAUUUAAUCUGCAUUGUUGUUUUCAAAAGGGAUUGGGACUUCUCAUUGGUUUGUGUUUCUUAAAUAUCAAUAUCAAUCUAUCUGAUCUGAUGAUUUUUUUAGCUGUUUAUUGCCAAGGAAACAGCAGAGGACCAGAAAGAAAGCAAACAAGUGAAAACAAAUCAGAAAAGCAAUAAAAUCCAAACCAAAAGAACUGAGCCUGUUUGGAAAGUUAAUUGUCAAUUAUCUACCUUCUGGUAUUUUUAGAAUGUAACAUGCUGUGCUGUACUUUCAUCCCUUGUUGGAGGGACCAAGGAGAAAGGGAGUGAGAUUGUUGGAAGAGCUGGUUCUUGCUCUGACAAGUCCUAAGCUGCGGGUCAGAAAGGCUCAAACCUGCUGUGAAGCCAAGAGAGACUGUGUAUGCUGUCUUAAUGUUAGCAAUUUGUAAGAAUUCCAUGU